Molecule: messenger RNA, 2935 nt
Organism: Thalassophryne amazonica
Lineage: Eukaryota; Metazoa; Chordata; Actinopteri; Batrachoidiformes; Batrachoididae
Product: calcium homeostasis modulator protein 2-like
Exons: 1
Molecular function (GO): monoatomic cation channel activity
Source: RefSeq, a predicted model, not a curated record
AUUGUGACUGUCCAUCUUUUCAGCUGAUAGGCUGGCUGGUGGUGGCAGGACUGUUUCUGAUGGUCUUCCUGAUGCUGUGUGUGAAGCGAUGUUCUUCUCCCUUUGGCUACCUACAAGAAGACUACUGGUCCCAGUACCGCUCCAGUGAAAAGAGCCUGUUUGAACGCACAGCUGUGGUGCACUCACGCCUCCUCGCUGCUGAGAACGUGAAGAGCUUCUUUGGAUUUGUAGCUUUAGAUAAAGAAGAGAAGGAGGAGCUGACAGAGCACCAGACUGCUGCUCCUAUCUGCAGCACUGACUGGAACCGAGUGACGGGAGUCUACCUGUACAGGGAGAAGAACGGACUGCCACUCUACAGCAGGCUAAACAAAUGGGCUCAGUACAACCUGGACAAUAAUCCCGAGGCCAUGGAGAAAGAGAUGGAUGUGCUCAGCUGACUGUAGAUAGUGUGCAGGGUUUUGCACGCUGCACCUUCAGGUGACUGUAGAUAGUGUGCAGGGUGGUGCAUGCUGCACCUUCAGGUGACUGUAGAUAGUGUGCAGGGUGGUGCACGCUGCAUGUUCAACUGACUGUACAUAGUGUGCAGGGUGGUGCACGCUGCAUGUUCAACUGACUGUAGAUAGUGUGCAGGAUGGUGCACGCUGCACCUUCAGGUGACUGUAGAUAGUGUGCAGGGUGGUGCACACUGCAUUUUCAACUGACUGUAGAUAGUGUGCAGGGUGGUGCACGCUGCAUGUUCAACUGACUGUAGAUAGUCUGCAGGGUGGUGCACGCUGCACGUUCAACUGACUGUAAAUAGUCUGCAGGGUGGUGAACGCUGCACCUUCAGCUGACUGUAGAUAGUCUGCAGGGUGGUGCACGCUGCACGUUCAACUGACUGUAGAUAGUGUGCAGGGUGGUGCACGCUGCAGCUUCAGGUGACUGUAGAUAGUGUGCAGGGUGGUGUACGCUGCACCUUCAGCUGACUGUAGAUAGUGUGCAGGCUGGUGCACGCUGCAUGUUCAACUGACUGUAGAUAGUGUGCAGGGUGGUGUACGCUGCACCUUCAGGUGACUGUAGAUAGUGUGCAGGCUGGUGCACGCUGCAUGUUCAACUGACUGUAGAUAGCGUGCAGGGUGGUGCACGCUGCACCUUCAGCUGACUGUAGAUAGUCUGCAGAGUGGUGCAUGCUGCACGUUCAACUGACUGUAGAUAGUGUGCAGGGUGGUGCACGCUGCACCUUCAGGUGACUGUAGAUAGUGUGCAGGGUGGUGUACACUGCACCUUCAGGUGACUGUAGAUAGUGUGCAGGGUGGUGCACGCUGCACCUUCAGGUGACUGUAGAUAGUGUGCAGGGUGGUGUACGCUGCACCUUCAGGUGACUGUAGAUAGUGUGCAGGCUGGUGCACGCUGCACGUUCAACUGACUAUAGAUAGUGUGCAGGGUGGUGCACGCUGCACCUUCAGGUGACUGUAGAUAGUGUGCAGGGUGGUGUACGCUGCACCUUCAGGUGACUGUAGAUAGUGUGCAGGCUGGUGCACGCUGCACGUUCAACUGACUGUAGAUAGUGUGCAGGGUGGUGCACGCUGCACCUUCAGCUGACUGUAGAUAGUGUGCAGGCUGGUGCACGCUGCACGUUCAACUGACUGUAGAUAGUGUGCAGGCUGGUGCACGCUGCACGUUCAACUGACUGUAGAUAGUGUGCAGGGUGGUGCACACUGCACCUUCAGCUGACUGUAGAUAGUGUGCAGGCUGGUGCACGCUGCACGUUCAACUGACUGUAGAUAGUGUGCAGGCUGGUGCACGCUGCACGUUCAACUGACUGUAGAUAGUGUGCAGGGUGGUGCACACUGCACCUUCAGGUGACUGUAGAUAGUCUGCAGGGUGGUGCACGCUGCACCUUCAGGUGACUGUAGAUAGUGUGCAGGAUGGUGCACGCUGCACCUUCAGGUGACUGUAGAUAGUGUGCAGGGUGGUGCACACUGCAUUUUCAACUGACUGUAGAUAGUGUGCAGGGUGGUGUACGCUGUACCAUCAGCUGACUGUAUUGUACCUCAGGCACUUCAUUUUACAUAUGCAUUGGUAGAAAACUCCACAUUUCAUUUUAUCAAACAAUAUGCAAUGAAAAUGAAAGAGAAUGUCUUAUUUCAUUGAUUAGAUUAUCAGUGAGUCAAGUGUUUUCAAUAUCAGAAUUGGAAUCAAAUUUAUUGCCAAGUAAGUUUGCACAUACAAGGAAUUUGAUCUGGUGUCACUGGUUCAUAAACACUAAAACGAAAAGAACAAACACUUGUAAAAGAAGUAAAAAGAGUUAGACAAAACUUUAUUCACUGUUAAAUAAAGAAAAUGUCAUGAAUGUGACAGUGCAAAAUGAUGAUUUUGCUGAUGAUUUUAUCAUUUAAAAAGAUACAUUUUGUUAGUAUUUGGUGAUAUUAAAGGAUUAUGAACCAAGCGCAAGGUCUGUACGGGGAAAUAUCAGACUGAUGUGUUGUCAGUACGAAAAGGGAAAAACACGGACGUCUGAUAUCCCUGUACACACUGAGCAAGCAAGGCUCAUAAUUCAUUUAUUAUAUGGCUGUUUUAUAUAUAUAUAAACAUGCAAACUUACAGUUACGUACGUACAGUUUCGUAUCUGCUUGGGACUCCGGCGAGGGUGGUCGCAUCUCCUCCUCUCUCCUCUAUCUCUGCUCCAACCUUCAAGCCCCCUACUUCACCAGAGUGUGAAUUCUUCAAACUAUAUUGGAUUAACCUUGGAAUUGAUCAGCUGGUUUCUGAACGCUAUUGACACCAUUUUUUCAACAAGGAAAUCAGGCCCGGUGGACUUUUCAUGCCCACAUGGCACCUACCCUGCGGGCUAUGUUCUUGACUCCUGGGAGACUUGGCGUGUCGCAUGCUUGGUGCCAUUCUCUGUGGAGGAUGUCUAGGAUUUAUUUAUAUUUGGUUUUAUUGUAGGAGGGCU